Molecule: messenger RNA, 2226 nt
Organism: Papaver somniferum (opium poppy)
Lineage: Eukaryota; Viridiplantae; Streptophyta; Magnoliopsida; Ranunculales; Papaveraceae
Exons: 4
Coding region: 1-2226 (741 amino acids)
Molecular function (GO): nucleic acid binding; RNA-DNA hybrid ribonuclease activity
Source: RefSeq, a predicted model, not a curated record
AUGAGAGGAAGCUCUGUGAGCGUGCUAUUUUCAGGAGCCUAUUCCUCUAUGAGUCUCUCGCAUGAGUUGAUCGAGGAGGAUGAAAAUCCAAUUAUCGGCUUCAGUGGCGAAGUUACAAAGGAGAUUGGGAAAGUAAAGAUGCCAAUAACUGUAGCUUACAAGUCCGUUCUAGGCAACUUCUUGUUGAUGGAUUGUCGAGCUCCAUAUAAUGCGAUCGUAGGACGAGACUGGAUGCAUGCGAUCGGUGCAGUCACAUCCUCGUAUCAUCAAUUCCUGAAGUUUAUUACACCUGAAGGGGUCCUGAAAGUGAGGAGCGACCAGAUGGAAGCUCACAAAUGUCACGAGCACGCCAUGGAAGAAUACCAGAAAUCAGAACCAGUUCGUCAGAAAUUCAAGAAUAUAGCGCAAAGCAAAAAAGAUGGAGUUGCUGCAGAAGUCGAGAAACUGUUAGAAGCGGGCUUCAUUCGGCCGGUACAAUAUCCUCACUGGCUGUCCAAUGUCGUGCCAGUUCCAAAGAAGAAUGGUAAAAUUCGUGUCUGUAUCGAUUUUACUGAUUUAAAUAAAGCAUGUCUGAGUGAUCCGUACCCACUUCCGCGGAUAAGAGAUUUGGUGGAUGCAACCUCAGGGUAUUGGAGACUGUCAUUCAUGGACGGUUUUUCAGGGUAUAACCAAAUACCUUUAUUCGAGGAAUAUCAAGAUCAUACUGCCUUUGUAACUGACAAAGGAGUCUACUGCUAUACUGUGAUGCCGUUCGGGCUAAAGAACGCAGGAGCAACCUACCAACAUUUGGUAGACGAUAUGUUCAAAGAUCUGAUUGGGAAGACGAUGGAGGUAUACAUCAACGAUAUGGUAGUGAAAUCUGAUCAAAAGGAGUCUCAGUUUCUCGAUAUACAGAAGACGUUCAAUAUCUUGAGGCGAUAUCGCAUGAAGCUCAACCCAGCAAAAUGUUCAUUCGGGUUAUCCUCAGAAAACUUCCUUGGAUACUUGAUGACCCACAUAGGAAUCGAGGCGAAUCCGGAGCAAAUCAGAUCCAUUAGAGAUACGCCAUCCCCAAGAACGAAGAAGCAGGUCCAGAAGCUAGUAGAGCGAUUAGCAGCUUUAAGUCGAUUCAUUUCACGCUCUAAAUCACUGACAGGGGCCAAAACACGGUAUAAAGAGAUUGUGAAAAUAUCACUGGCACUGUUGCAUGCAUCACGUCGCCUCAAGCCGUAUUUCCAAGGAAGGCAGAUCGUAGUCUAUUCUGAAUAUCCGCUGAAGAGAAUCCUGGAGCGUGCUGAUGAUUCCAUCCGACUAGCAAUACGGUCAAAUUUUAUGGGGGCGUAUGAAAUCAAGUACGAAACCAGAACUGCAGAGAAGGGACAAGCAUUGGAUGCAUUGUUAGCAGAUUUCCAUGUGGACGACAUAGAAACAGUUACCGAAGAAGAAGAGUUGUUCUACAAACCCGAAGAGUCAACCACUAAUCAGGCCGGGGGCGAGUCCAGAAUGGAGGUUGAUACGCCUAAGCCACUGCGGACUGUUUUUAUUGAUGGAUCAUCAAACGUUGGUGGAUCUGGAGUUGGAUGUGUCAUCCUUACUCCUGAAGGAUCAAUGAUCGAGAAAGCGACUAGAUUGGGUUUUCUUGCAUCCAAUAAUGAAGCCGAGUAUGAAGCAGCGAUUAUCGGGUUAAAAGCUGUCAAGCAGUUGGAGGAAAAAAACGUGAAGCUGAUCGCUGAUUCCAUGCUAGUAGUUAAUCAGUUUUUGGGCACUUACAGAGCGAAGGAAGAAACGAUGGCCUUAUAUUUGGAUCGUAUGAGAGAGCUGGUAAACGAAUUUGAUCAGUUGUCUAUUGGGCAGCGACCACGGUUGGAAAACAGGCACACAGACGCUUUAACAUAUUUGUCUUCCGCAGUUGAUACUGACGCCACUCUUUUCAUUGUAGUGGAUUUCCAUGAGUUACCUAGCAUCUCCAACAGCCACUUUGUUCUGGAUCUCGAACACGCUAGUGGAGGAGAGAAGGUAACUACAUCAGUACAGGAAGAUAUCAACAACAUUGACAACAAUAUGGAUGUUGACAAUCCAGUGAUAGACAAUUCAGACAAUCCUGUUGAAAACUCUUCAGACUGGUUUGAACCUUAUAUUCGGUAUUUGACAACCAGUGAACUCCCAGAAGAUGAGAAUCUCGCUUCAAAAGUGAAAAAUAAUGUAUGGAGAUAUUCAAUGAUCGAGGGACAUUUACUGAACCUGUAG